AUGGCUUUUGUGGUAGGUCAAGGGGCCAAGAACCUGGUGUUCUCUUCUGCUGCCAAGAAAUGGAAGGAUUUCAAGUCUACACUAACCAAGCAUUAUAUCCUUCCAUACAUCAAGGAGAGGGAGAAAUUAAGCCAACCCCCUGAAUUAUAUAAAUUCAUAGAGAAAGCAGAAUGGGAUGCCUUUGUGGCUUCAAGGUUAUCCCAAGAAUUUGUGUCUGUUCAUUCUCAACAUUCAAAGAUUAGGGAGAAACUUGAGUACAAUCAUCGAUUGUCUCGAAAAGGAUAUGCUGGUUUGGAGGAUCAAUUGGAGGAAACAAUGCCUAGGGUAGAAAUUGAUCGAUCUACCUUAUGGAAGAAAGCUAGACAAGACAAAGAUGGUAACAUCCCUGAUCCAAAGGUGGCAGAGAAAGCAAAAUUAAUUGAUGAAUUGCAAAAACAAGUGGCUGAAGGCAGUCUCAGUGUAUCUGGCAGUAAUGAUGUGUUGACCUUGGCUUUGGGUCCCGAGCAUCCGGGGAGAGUAAGAGGGGUAGGUGUUGGGAUUUCCCCUAGGAAAUACUUCAAUUUACCUAGACAACAGAGGGUAAAGUUUGCCGAUCAAUUGAAGGAAAGUGUAAGAAUUGUCCUUCAAGAAGAGACUAAGAAGAUGGAAGCUAGAUCAAGGGAAGAGACUUUAAGGAUGGAGGCUAGAACCAAGCAAUUGGUAGAGGCUAAGAGGGAACAUUUACUGAGUCAGCUUUCCCAACUCAUCCCCAAUUUUGAUCCAAGCAUGCUUAAACCGAAAACUAGCCCUUGUCAAAACCAAGGUCUAGAGCAAAGUCCCAAAAAUCCAAUGUCUGACAAAGCAAGCUGCUCUGGGGAUAUGAGAUCCCUACAUUUUGAGGAUGAUACUGCCAAAAAUGGGGAAAAGCAGGAAGAAAUGAAAUCUGGGGAUUUAGAAAAUCAAGAUGAAGAGAAGAAAGAAGAAAAAAAAGUUGAAGAGAAUAAAGAAGAAAAAAAAGAUGAAGAAAAUAAAGAAGAAAAAGAAGAUGAAGAGAAGAAAGAAAAAAAAGAAGAUGAAGAAAAGCAUGAUGAAAAGGGUAUUGAAGUAGUUGAUUAUUCAAAGGUGGAGGUGCCAUCUUCCUUACAAUCCCUUUGUCGUUAUGUGGAAACCACACUAAAGCCUCAGGAGAAGAUCAUGAUCUUUACAAUUGGGGAGAAGGUGUUUGGUGCAGAUCGCAGUACCUUCGUCUUGCCUGAAGAUAUUACACAGUUAGCAAGCGUGGAAGAAAUUGGGGCUACUGUGCUUGUAGUAUAUAUGAGGUGCUUAUAUGAUCAUUUGAAAGUAGCAAAUAUGCUCAACAUGGUUGGCUUUAUCGACCCUGCUCAAGUUAAUGCCAACGCUUGGUCACUAAUUGACAGAUCACGAAUUGUAGCCAGUCGACUUCAGAAGACAGAUGGUGAACAGAUUUUCAUGAUGCCUUACAAUCCAAGCCGUCAUUGGGUCUUGCUGAUUGUGAGAGCAAAGAAGGAAACCAUCUAUUUUCUGGAUCCUCUGCCUGGAAAUCGUGUGGUUAAUGAGGAGGCCAAAAACAUGGUGAACAGUGCUAUAAAAAUUUAUAAUUCCCACAUAGGCAGACAAGGCCGUAAAGCACCCAUUUGGAAAACUCUGCCAGGCACACCAAAGCAACCCAGCAGUAUCGAAUGCGGGUAUUAUGUCAUGCGCUUCAUGAGAGACAUCAUCAUGGAUCCUUCCCUGGAGUUUGAGAAGACGUUUGCCAAGGGAAAAGAGCAAGCGCCAUACCCCCAAGCAGCCAUUGAUGAAGUCAGGAAUGAAUGGGCAGAGUUUGUUUGCCUUCAUGUGGACUAG
Molecule: messenger RNA, 1845 nt
Organism: Prunus armeniaca (apricot)
Lineage: Eukaryota; Viridiplantae; Streptophyta; Magnoliopsida; Rosales; Rosaceae
Source: the annotation of a GenBank genome assembly